AUGACGAAUUCAUUGCCGCAGAAGGAAAAAUCUAAGCCGUCUCAGUGUGACUUGGAAGUUCACUUAACGCAACCUGACGAUGCAAAUAUGUGGACUAAACGUAAGUAAGUUUUAUCGUGUCAACUAUGGAAAAUAGUUUUUCUAGCCCAUUUUCCUUCUACUAUACCUUGACAUAACCGGCAAUUUUGAAAAUAAAAAUAAUAGAGGUAGUGGCUUUGAUGCAUGGACCAUCCAAAUUUGCGUAAAUAAUCUAAGAUCACUUAUGUAAAGUGGAUAGAUAAAGCGAUUUAUUUGACAGUCAUAUACGGAAAAGGUGACGGGUACUUAUUCAUAAUAAAACAGGUAUCUGAAGAGGAAAUAUAAGCAGAAUUUAAAAAAAUUAUAUUUUAAAGUAUAAUAAACGCGGUCCCGUGUAAAAAAUUAGCCUAUUAAUCAACAUGCAGUGCGCUGAGAGAUUUUAAAGUCACAUGAGUCUAAAUAGACGGGCAAAAUUAAGACCAAAGAAGUUUUCUUGUAAAUUAUAUCUUUCUGUAUUCCAUAUUAAACAAAGAAAAAACGUUUCUUCGCAGAUUACAAAAUGCUGCCAAUGUUUCGUCUAGUCUGCUUCGGCGCUCCCAAUAUGCCUUGAAUACGGCAAAGAGUGAAUAUAAUUGGAUUCGUCCAUAGGCUAAAAUUUUACUGACACUGUGCCGUCAGUUAAAGCGUUUACAUUAUCAGCAAAAAUAUAAAUCACACCAAAACAAGGCAAUAUUUUCAUUCUAUUCAACAGCAGUCUUCAGCUGAUCCCUAGAAAGCCAGUGGCUACUUGAUUUCACAUUGACUGACUUUACAAUCGAUAAUUCAAAUAAUGAAAAUAUGUUAUACUCAUCUUUUACGACUGCUGGUAAUAAGCCAAAAAAGAAUACUGGCAAAAAUGUUUUACGUAAACUAUUGUAAAUCAUUUUGUGCCACAUUUCCAACUGAGAGUUAUUGACGACAAAAGCGGGAAAUUUAUGUGCGAGAAAACAUGGAUAAAUAAGAGCGCAAAAACUGAAAAAAGCAUUUAUCAAUUGAUUCCCUUUUACGCUAUGUCAUUUGCUUUUGGUUCAACGACGUUUUGUAAUCAAUCACGGCCACUGUUCCCACAGGAGACAGCUUUUGUUUAUACUGUGCAUGAAAACAUCUCAAAAUCGUUGCUGGGUUGGUUUAUGAUUCUUUCUGACCAGCCUGCACAUGAGGCCUAUGAAUUUGUUAAGGAUACCCGUUCUUAGAUGCGAAGACGUUGUUUAUUUAGUUUUAUCCCAUCUUGUAGAAACCUGCAGUUGGAUAAUAAAUGGCAUAAUUGACGCACAUUUCGCCGAUGUUGAAUGUUUUAAAAGAUUACACAGAAAUAACUGAAGUUAUUUUAUACGUUUUAUCUCAUUUUAUUUGAAAUACCAUCGGAGUAUUUUCGGUUGCGGUUAAGUCAAACUACUAAAAUUUGCAAUUUAGCAACUUCUGGUGUUUAUUUGCCCGAAGAUAAAAAUACUUAUAAUUGGCUGAAAUUCUCUAAUAUUUCUAUCGAUAGCGGAUGAUAAUAACCGCAUUUACUAAAACCAACGUCCAGUUAAUGCGGAAACACAGGAAAAAUGAAAUUGGAGUAGAGUGAAUUACGGUAGAAACGUAUUUCGUUAUAAAAUGAUGUGAAGGCUAAACAAGGAGACGUCUUCCAACAUCCCAGAAUUAACAGGAAGAGCAAGGCUGUGGUCGUUACAUAAAACCACAAUUAAAAUUUGUUUCGGUCAACGAAGAGUGGUCUGAUAAAUCUGAAUAAUUUUGCUUGUCAAAUGCAAAAGUAAUUAAUAAUCAAAAUAUCUAUUACUAGAGUUAACAAAUUUUAUGGUAUUUAAAGUGUUUUUAUGUGAACAUACCUGGUUUGGGCGCUUUUUAUAGAAUGCUUUUACGCUAAAUCAUGUUCUUUAUUAGAUUAAGCAACGGUUUUUUGUUUUCUCUUAAAUAAAAUUUACAAUUCUCAAAAAUACUUCAAAAACAGGUCGCAGAGAGUUUAAAAUGGGCGUCAAUAAUUGAUAAUGAAAAGGAAAGAUGCUUUAAAUCCUUUGGGCAGAUUGUCAUUAUAAAUUAAUUAAAUAUUAGCAAAAUGUUUCCCGAAAGAAAUAACGAAAGACCCUGCCUAUGCAUGAACUGCAGCGUUUAUCCAACAACCAGACUGAUAUCUGUUCCGGUCAUCACCCGUUCGUUGCUAAAAAAGUUCCAUAGGGAAGUCUUUUUCCAUUCACAACAUAUAUCAACUUUGUAGGCGUACAGUUUGUUGCUUUUUGGUAGACUCAAACUUUUUAAACAUGUCUCUUACCUUCUAAUUAUUUGAAGAGUAUAUUGAUGCAAAGCACGUUUUAGGAGGAGUAGCACGCAGUGGGCAUUGUUUAUUGCGUUAUUUAACAAAAAAUUAAUGUGUUGGUGUCUGGCUAUCCACUUAUAGGUAUUUUAUCAGAGAUAACAACAGGUUCUCAUAAUCGUACUUUUUGGGCAAAAUGAAAAUAUUAUUUAUUGUGACAAACAAAAGUCUUUUGAAUAAUACUUUGCUCGUAAGCAUUACAUUCUGCUUGGAACAAAUUAUAAAUUCCAGUAAUCAUAGAUUAGUUCUUAAGUAAAAAAAGGCAGGGAAAAUGUUCUUGCAAAUAUAACUAACUGGUCAUGUUCCUCCUAUGAUUCGAUCGCGUACUUUUUAAAAAAGGAUUCUUCGCACAGUAAUGAUCACUGACUUAUUUUCUCGAUGCACAUCUCGAUUCGUUCUUUCCGUCCGCCAGCCAACUUGGCCGUUUGAAAAAAUGAAGAUUAGGUUUAAAAGAUUUUCGCUUUGUAUAGACAACGCAAUCGUUUGAUCUCUUAUUGCAAAUUUCUUAAGUUGUAGGCAAAUGAAUGCAGUGUCUCCUGUUUGUCAUAGAUGUAGACUUUUUUACGUCUAAGAACUCUCUUUUGCCAGAAAACUGUUGUUGUAUUCCAUUGUCAACCCUGUCAUCAGUUCGGUAGCUCGGCCGAUAUCGGGAGGCAUCGGAAUUUUAAAUAGUCAAAAUAUAUGUUGGUCGUAGUUAACAACACACCACAAAAGUGCAAGGAUUGCAUUUUAUGGCAAAUACUUUUUGAAUUUUACAGAAGGAUCUUCUCUGAACACAUUCUGUGUGUUAAAAUUGCAGAGAUUUCUUUUGUCCUGAGGUCUUAAGUCAAGGCGUCAAUAUAAUUUGAAUGAAAUUUUCAUCUGAAGGUACUGUAUUUUCCCAAGUCCUUCGGAACGCUGUUGCCAAGGCCGCUUGAAAGAUGCCUGCAAAAAAUCAGUUAUGUCUCCGCAACGCAUUAUUUCAUUUGUCGGUUUAAAAAGCCAGGCUCAUAGUGGGCUUCCAUGGAAACGGACUUAUAGCUUUGCUUGUAGUACUUUGUUGCUUAUAAAUGUAAAAAUAGCCUUUUGAGAUUCAGUGACAGUAACCCAAAUUUUUGUAUCUAUGCGUUGCAACAGUCGUUUAACGUUCGGUAAAUUUUUUGAAUAGAGUUCGUGUCCUUUACCGUCAGUAACGUCACAUCCUUAAGUACGGUAAUCUUGCCGUCUUUCACUGUUCAAUUCCCGCAAAACCUGCUGGAGAAAUUACGCACAAGUCCUGCAGCCUCUUUUGACGCAUAUAUACCGGUUGCUGAUGCGGGAUACGAGAGAUUUUAAACCACUUGGUUGGUUGGUUGAAAUGUUUUAGGUGCCAACGGGGUUUGUUGAUCCUUUUCCGCCUUAGAUGAACACUGUCAUAUUACCUGGCAUUUUGAGAGAGCGAUGUCAUUUUGCUUUCUGCCGAAAUUAUUUAUGAAGUUUACACCCGAAGAGUAAAAACGUUGCUCAGUCUUAAGAACGGUGUAAAAACCAUAGAAACUUUGAGGCAGACUAAAAUUUACCUAAUUUUGCCAUAAGACAAUUAUUUGGGAUCUUUAAAAUCUAUGCGUACCUGGACGGUAAAAGAGACAACAGAUUGCACUUUUAGUACUGAAGCCUGGAUAACCUGUUCCAGUCUCUAUCUGAAUAGUUUUCUGACGGUGGACUAAACGUCUAAUAACGAAAUAUAUAUUAUUUAAGAUUAAUUACUUGCUAUAUUUUUAACGAUAUUUAGAAGACGGUUCGGUCUAAUACGCUCGGACAGAACCUUUUUGGAGAAGUAGCUCUGCCCAGCUAGAGUUAGAAUCAUUGAAGUAAAUGAGUCGAUUCAUUCGUCUUUUAGAAACUAAGGGCUAUUUCAGUUUAUAUCAUACUUUAUGGCGGCUCACUUUUUCUUAGUUUUGCUAUACUUGAAAAGUGCGAAAUAAUUUUAUUCUCACUGAAAAGGACAGCUGUCUCAGUCGACGUCGGAUGUGAUUUUCGUAACGGGCUUAAAACCUGACUCCGUGUACGUAUUCGUUCUGAGCCUUUUAUGCAAUCGAUCGAGCGAGGUCAAAAGCAACCUGAUCUCCGCCCGAACUAGGCGGUUAUCCGCCAGCGUCAAUGACAGUGCAGAAACGCUUUAUGCCCACAGUAAGUUCUUUAAAUGCAUGCGUAAAUCACUUCACUGUUACAAAACUCCCAGUCAACGUUGCAUAGGCUUGAAAAUUACUGGCUUUUUCUAACUAAGUCGGCACCAUUUUUAAUGGACAGUUUCAGUCCUAACAAGGCAAGGCUCCCAAGAACAUAGAUAUAUCUCAUGAAAACGCACAUUUGCAAUGAAUCUUUAGAUAUGACUUUCAAGACUAAACAAGCACUUCUGUUGAAAGCUUGUUUGGCCUUAUUCAAGUACGAAAGCAUGGAGCAAGAUUUCAAAACAACGUACACUAGUCAGGUUUUUCAAUUUACUCAACUUUUUGCCUUCUUCUACGUCUUUGACGACCGAAAUGACUUGGCUCAUAACCUCACUGUGUAAGGUAACGCUGUGUGCUGGGAGGAAUGCAGUGAUUUCAGGGCCAAGCUACGGCCUUAAUCCUCUAAGACGUAGUAUAAUUCUGUGCUUAGCAUGAACCCUCAAACUACCCACUUGUAUUGUGAAAAUGUUUGCAUGACCGGUCAUAUGACGAUGCCUUUGAUAGAAUUUUCCAAAAACCGGAAAAUGCCUACUAAUACCUCUAAAGAGGUAAAAUACCCAGAGAAAGGUUUUCAUUCUUUAAGCUUCUGAGCAGCAAAUUCGACUACCCACCUAAAAAGAUGGCAAAACAAGCAAAGUUUGCGUUGAAGGACGUUAAGAUCCGACAUUUCACCUCGUAUUUCCACAGACUGAAAAAAAUUUCGAUACUUUUCUCAGCAUCUGGACUCCUGCAUGCGUAUCUACAAUUGUCGAUCUGCUUUUUUCCUAGUGAAUACAUUCUCUGCGGUUAACUGAAGUCGGUAGACAGUAGCAGACUUGCUACUGUUACGCAUGUGCUUUUCGAUGCAUGAUGCCUCUUCAUAGACGUGUUUCAAGUCUGUGACCGGUUUCCCUUCCGAGGGACAUUGAGGAUUUGCCAUUGUCUCUGAGAUAUCAGUUGCGCGGGGUAUUCAAUGAUAGCCAUUCUGUUUGGCUUUCUCAUGCCCUAUUCGUGGGCCCUGCUUAAUAAUGACGAACGCUUGAGUACAUUUCUACGUCGUGAAUAACUUCCGUUAGGGAUUAUUACCGUUACUCUCUGUGUUUGGUCCGCCGCGGUAGGCUUGCUAUCGCCACUAAAGGAUGCGUGUAUAGUACUGUUUGUUAAGUAGCAAGUGUGUGUUGUAGUAGCAUAAUCCCUAGAAAGCUUGGAAGCCUUUGUCACCAAAUGAAUACACUAGUUGUUAGUUUGACAGGAUAGUUAAAACUGAUCCAAGGGCAGGUUUACGUAUGCGUUUUUAUCUAUGGAAUGAGGUUGUAGACUUGGGGAAUGUACAUCAUUGGACGGUUGGCGUGGCAGGGAGAUCUAAAGAUUCCAUUUCAUUGGUGGGCGGAGAAGAAGCCAGCGUGCAACCUCGUCUGCCGUGCUACGCUGCUCGUUUGGAAAGUUGUCCUCCAAGUCAGAAUGAUUUAGAGCAUAUUUUGGCCGGAGUAAUUGCAUGGUUUUGAAAAGCGCACGCUAGCAGCAUAGGAUGCUGUUUUCCAUAAGUAUAAUGACUGUCUGGGCUGUCAAAAUUAUGUGAAAAUGUAGUAGCAUUUAUCGGGUUGUCUUAACACUAUGAAAAGAUGACAGCAGUUUUUCAAACCGUUUUUGCUAUCAAGCGUCCGUUAAGAAGGGUAGAUCAGCACUCACCCACCUCGGCUCAACGAACUGUCUCCUCGAAGUAAUUCUAAAUCGCGUCACGUCCCCCCCCCCUUCACCUGUCGCUUAACAUUCUAGCCAGUGAAUAGGAACUACCAACAUUCUCAGUCACUUUAAUCUUAUUUAGUCUUUCGCCUACCCACGUCUUCUUUAAAAUGUUUAAUUAUGUAUUGGUCAACGAACACAAAGUCGUCAUAUACAGUAAGUUCGUAAUCCGCUUCUAUAAUUUUUAAAUCUGUCUUCCUAUGACCCCAAAAAGAAGUCGCUGCACCGAAAUUGGUGAGUGCAUCGAAGUACCCUUCAAUCGCUUCCAUCCUAUAUCAUGGAGAGUGAACUCUUCCCUAAAGUCAACAUAGUUUUUAUUAGGUUCCACAGUAAAUGUGCUAUCUCAUGAAAUGCUACUUAAAACCGAAAUUUGUCCUUGUCGUAAGAUGAUCUGCCACGCGUCAGCGUUGAAUCUUACAAUUGAAAAAGCAUAUAUUUUGGUCUUAAAAGCCCCAAUUCCUGAAUAGUUUUUAACACAGCCUGCCGUUACACUUGCAAAUAGGAUUUCAAAAAUACAAGCCAUAAAUCCCCCUGUAAGAAAAAUCACAAGGUUACAUAUGCUAUUAAGAAGAUGUCAUAUAGUGUUCAUAACUUUCGCAAUUGAUAUGGACUACGUUGUAUAUUUUGCAUGCAGUAUUAUUGAGCGGAAUGAUACAAUGUUUCAUGGGCAGACAUUUCCGGACGCAAAAAAUUUCAUAUUUAGAAUCGUUUAGGGCAAAAUCAGUGGUCGUCUGCUAAUCAAUUGUUUUCAAUUUCCGGUGUAACAGUUUAUUUUCACUUGUGCAACCAAAAAACCUUUAGCAAAGGACAGGGCUUGUCAAUUUAAAGAAAACUAUUACAGUUUAUCAAGCAUAAUUUACCACAAACACUGGUUUCCUAUAAGGUUGGGCAGUCGAACAUCUCUAAAACAGCUCCGCUAUAACUGUUCUCUGUCAAAGAUUUUGCGAUUUAGCGAACAGUAUGCUAGUUUCAUAUACAACUGCGCACCUGCAGAUCUCGUGAAUUUUCUUGAGCAUUGCCAUGGCUAACUUAAGUUAUUCUUGGGAUUUAGUACUGUCCACAAAAUAAGACACUUUAUUGUCUUUUUGUAUCCCUGAUGUUUUAGAUUCUCAAGUAGUGGCAUCAGCGUAUGGGACUGACCACUAUGCUGAAGUGACUAACUGCAAACAGACGAGUCUCACUGAAACUGACCAGAAGAAACUGAGAGGGAAAUUGGACCUCCGUGGCCAGUACAUCUUGGCUGCCGGUGCAUGUUUAGCGAUCAUCGUAGUUUUGGUUCUUUCGGUCUGUCUGCACUGGCAAAACGUUCGUCACACGCGUAGAAUCCCUGUGUUUCAGCAUCAGCUGUGCCAAAAGACAGCAACUCAGUUCUGUGUCCAUUGCAGGAACAAUGAAAGGCACUUGGGAACUCCCGCGUUAGGCAACCAAAACAAUCUGGUUUAUGCGUGUACAGAACACACCUGUAAUCGUUCAGACCCAGCGGCAACAAAUGAAGCGCGACAACAUUUUCUGUCGAGAGGUCUGUGUGUUAGCUGCAAUAACGGGAAAUCAAUAUGCAUUCCGAUUGAAUAUCAGACUCCGAGAGUCCACAAUAAUUUGAUUCCCAACAAUUAUAAAAAUAUUUCGAAAACUAGAAAUUCCAGUGGGGACAGUGUGCCGAAGACUGACGCAACAGAAGUGUGCAAAUUCGUAUCUGUGUGUGAGUUGCAUGCACUUUGUCGUAAGUUUAACUUUAUUCAUCUGCUCUGCGUUAAAGUAAAGAUUAGUUAACAAUUACAGUAACAGUUUUCAAGGGAUCCUUCGUUUGCUCCGGUAGCAUCCGCCAGGGUACUGCAAUCUUGAAAUGCAAUUUAAUCUUUAAAUUAGGUUUUAGUUUAGGACCUAAUGAAAUAACGUCACAUGAGUCGGGGCUCUAAGUCCUAGGUGUGACUAUUACUAGGGAAACGUCAGUACAUACUGUUAUAAAUAUUCUGGGGAACUGCAGGUGGGGCUACGUUAACGGCGGUAUUUAACGUUAGCCUCGACAAAUUGUCCUAUUAGCCCCCAGCGGCUUCCCUUGUUUACUUAAGAAUUCAGUGUACACUGAUGUUGGAAGUUGUUCAUGUUAUAUGAUAGAAUUCAUAGUUGGAUGGGAUGGGUUUAAUAAAAAAAACACGCUUAAAAAUUUUAUGUGAAAAGAAUAAGCUUCACUUUCAUGCAAAAACGUAUUGGUUCUGAUAGGUUGAUUUAAGUGAUGUUGGAAAUUAUAGCAAGAAUUACUCCUCCAUUAAACUUCGCUUAUCAUAUUUUUUAUUUUUUAGCAUCGAAUGCCUCAUUGCCGAACGUCGACAACGGGUAAAUUUAAAUAUAUUUUCCUCACUGCAAAAAAUGCAAUGACUUUGAGAAUUCUAACAAAUGUUUUUGGCAUCUUAUUUCGAAGAUAUAUUGCUAAUUAGUUUGAUGAUAAGUUCAUGAUUUCCAUAACUCCUACCUUUGAACCGGUUACUUUCGUACGCGACAAGUGGUCUUUAUGUAAUAGGUAAACGCACAAACGGGAGAGCAGAAAAAUGACCACUGAUUCUAAAGACUAAGGAGGAUCUGAAACCGGGUAGAUUUCCUUAGUCCGAUGUCGCAAAUUCGCGCUUGAGAUCGUUGUCAGAGGCACAGUAGUGUGCGUGGUUGCUCAUCACCAGUAUAUUCGAUGCAGGCGUGGUCGUGUCCAGGUCCUCAAAUAGAUGGGGUUUCGCUGUGCCAAUUCUUACUAACUCUAAGGCGUCUCGAAAACUUUGGCCAUAAGCGCCCGGUACAGAGCGCAACGUUCAUCUUUGCGCCUUCCUGUUUCUCAUGAUUUAACCUUUGCCAGUGCCUCCUCUGCUACAACUCAAAUCGUGCAUGUGAAGGCUGGCUCCCAGGGACAAUGGAGAUCCCAAUCGUGUACAGCUGACAAACCAUGACCAAUUGCAUUACGCAGGCAUAGUCCUAACGCCGCAUAUAACGACGCAAACGCUCUGCGUUUAUUAACUAAUCUUGGACUAUAAAGCACUGGCUUACGCAACGUACGGAGUCUUAUCUCAAGAGGAUUUUACUCCCGAUGAUGUUGUGUGGUUGUGCGAAGCCAACCACUGAUUGUUGUUUGCCAACAUUCCCUUUCAUGUCACGGCGUACCCCGUUAUUCUCGUUUCCAGGCUUUAAAUAUAAUUGGAACUGAACUGUGUCAUUUAUAAUUAACGAUACCUAAAACGUAAUUCCACGCUAAAGUACUUUAUGAUCUUGUUAAUUAAGUUCUAACUGACUUGGCCUCCGAUAGACGUUAGAAGCAUUAUUUAAGUAGUCAGUUGGUUUUAUUUGCCCUGGGUGCUGGGGUUCCUCCGUGAGACAGUGAUAAACGUGGUUCUAAAGGCAGUACUACGAAGACAAAUAGCGACCUCAAUUAUGGGUAUUAGGUCAGGCACUCGAAAGUAGUAUGUUAUUGAUCAGCGGCGUGGAUGCACAGAGCAGCGCCAUGCAAAAACCGCCGUACACAUGUUUUCAAUCAUAGGUUUGGAAAUCGGUUAGAGUGCUUCGGCGGCCCUUGCCACUGGUGUGAGACAUCUCGGUUGGAAAUAAAACUAAACCUUCAUGGAUUAAUAAAAUGACUGCCCAGCGAAUGUUUUGGAUAAGGUGCUUACCAUACUUUCCCUUGUCCUGCCAAGUUAUACACAAGGCUAAUAUUAGUCAAUAAUUUAACGAGGCUAAAGUUGGGUUUAUUUUUCAAAAUCUAAAAAAGUGGUAGCAAGUAUUUGGUGCACUUUGAGAAAGAUAGCUAGCAUUUGACUACUUUAUAAUGGCAGAUCACACGGUUCACUGCAUUCCACAAACGAAGACCUCAAAGCUGAAUACACGCAUACAACUAUGACCAUUCUGGUCAUAAGCAUAAGUCGGAAGCAGUCCAGAAAUCUAAAUGGUCCUGAUAGUAUAAAAUAAACUUUUUCUCGUUCUCAAAUUAAACAUUAAAAGUUUAUUGAAUACGAUCCGUAGAAAAGGUCGGGUAUAUCUUAUCAGUUUCAAUUAAUAUAAAAUUCACUUGAUAUAGAAUUGUUCACUUUGUGCACUUUUCAAACAUUCUGCCUUCUAUCAUUAUCAGGAAACAUCUCGCACCCCAUCAACUACAGAAAAUCACGAAAACGAACAAAAUUUCUAAGUUCAGCUCAACUCAGGACCGUACGGACGGAGCAAACUCAGGAAAAUCCCGAAGUUCUUAG
This is a messenger RNA of Spirometra erinaceieuropaei, 10502 nucleotides long. Lineage: Eukaryota; Metazoa; Platyhelminthes; Cestoda; Diphyllobothriidea; Diphyllobothriidae. The record is from the annotation of a GenBank genome assembly.